Molecule: messenger RNA, 1381 nt
Organism: Danio rerio (zebrafish)
Lineage: Eukaryota; Metazoa; Chordata; Actinopteri; Cypriniformes; Danionidae
Gene: sdr16c5a
Product: short chain dehydrogenase/reductase family 16C, member 5a
Molecular function (GO): all-trans-retinol dehydrogenase (NAD+) activity
Source: RefSeq, marked validated
ACAAGCCAAUGCGUGGAUUGCGCCGAGCCACGUGACAGCAGUGCUUCUCAGCCUUUCCCAGCCCUGUCAGUCCGUCCGUCCUUUCCCGUAGAUCUAAAACACAGAAUCAAGUAAACUCCAGUUAACCUGCACUACUGACUGGCGAAGUAGCUUGCCGUCCCUCUAGUAACGAGAAGCGGAGAAGGGAGAAGUAACGUCAUUCACAAAGUGCGCGCGCGCGCGUUCUCGUUGUAUUUUUCUCAUGUUAAUGUGAAGAACAAAUAUUUAUUUACCAACCGCGACCUUCACGGGAACGACUCACCAUUCGGGUCCUUUGUAACUUAUCUCCUACAGAAAGGUUACCUGCACACCUCAAAAUGAACAUUCUCUUGGAGACUCUUAGACUGAUAUUUUUGACAGUCUACUACAACCUGGAAGCAUUCCUAAAGUUCUUCAUCCCCCUGAGGAAGAAAGAUGUGUCUGGAGAGAUUGUGCUCAUCACCGGGUCAGGCAGUGGGAUUGGCAGACUGAUGGCCCUUGAGUUUGCCUCACUGGACGUCUCACUGGUGCUGUGGGACAUUAAUGUGGACGGCUUGAAAGAAACUGCAGAACAGGUUAAAGAAAAAGGGGCAUCAAGGGUACAUUAUUACCAGUGUGACUGCAGUGAUAGAGAAGCAGUGUAUCGAGUGGCAGAUCAGGUAAAAAGUGAAAUUGGUGAUGUCACCAUAUUAAUAAACAAUGCUGGCAUUGUUAGUGGUAAGAAGUUCAUGGACACCCCUGAUGCCCUCAUUGAGAAGACACUGAGAGUGAAUGCAAUGUCCCAUUUUUGGACAUACAAAGCAUUUCUUCCCGCCAUGAUGGACAAAAACCAUGGACAUCUGGUCAGUGUUGCAAGCUCUGCUGGCUUGAUAGGUGUCAAUGGAUUGGCAGAUUAUUGCGCAAGCAAGUUUGCUGCUGUGGGUUUUGCCGAGUCAGUGGCCCUUGAGCUGUUAUCAGCAGGGAAGGAUGGAAUCAAGACCACGAUUGUCUGCCCAUUCUUGAUCAACACAGGACUGUUUGAUGGAUGUGGGACAAAGUGGCCUCUACUGAUGCCGAUGUUGGAGCCUGACUAUGUUGCUAAGAGGAUUGUCAGUGCCAUUCUGACCGACCAAGUUUUCGUUUUACUGCCAAGGUCCUUAUACUUCUUAAUGGCUUUAAAAGGUGUCAUCCCAUACAAACAAUCAGUCAUCCUGGGUAUGUACUUCGGGGCCUUCAACUUCAUGGACGCUUUCAAAGGAAGGGAAAAGAAGAGAGACUAAUUCUAAUUUUGAUACUUAAAUGUCUUAACACACAUGAAUUUUUUUUGUAACUACCUCUGCCACACAUUCCAGAGCCUCUUAAAAAUAAAUCAUAUUAAAAACUG